Molecule: messenger RNA, 1353 nt
Organism: Gloeophyllum trabeum ATCC 11539
Lineage: Eukaryota; Fungi; Basidiomycota; Agaricomycetes; Gloeophyllales; Gloeophyllaceae
Product: mitochondrial carrier
Exons: 6
Coding region: 146-1189 (347 amino acids)
Biological process (GO): transmembrane transport
Source: RefSeq, a predicted model, not a curated record
AUCCUUGUUUUACCGACCUUUCUACCAAUCGCGACAUUCUCGCCGAUACCAGCUCCAGGAGCGACCACCCAGGAUACCUUGUUCAUAAGCUAGAUCUCAUAUCCUAUCUUUGUUUUAUUCCGUCUAUGUCGCGUCUCUCUCGGUCAUGACCACGGCAGCAAGUGAACGGCCGUCUCAGGAAGGCUCCUCGUCCCAAGGAACUCUCGAUGCUCAGCCAAAGAAAGAGAAGAUGCAAUGGCUGAGCCCGCAAGUGUCUUCGUACUUUAUUGCGGGAGGGUGUGCUGGUGCUGCGUCGCGGACUGUUGUCAGUCCUUUGGAAAGAUUGAAGAUCAUCCAACAAGUUCAGGCGCAGAAUAGUGACAAGCAGUACAAGGGGGUAUGGAGGAGUCUGGUACGGAUGUGGAAAGAGGAGGGCUUCAGAGGCUUCAUGAGGGGUAACGGGAUCAACUGCUUGAGGAUCGUCCCUUACAGUGCCGUGCAAUUCACGACGUAUGAACAGAUAAAGAAGUUUUUUACGCGGAACGGUACUGCGACGCUGGAUACUCCGAAGCGUCUGACGGCUGGAGCUCUGGCCGGCAUUACUUCUGUCUGUGCGACAUACCCCUUGGACCUCGUUCGUUCCCGCCUGGCCAUCGUGACCGCGUCCGUAAACCUGUCCUCUCAAGCUCCACAAGUUUCGAGCGCGGCCGCGACGCCCUCUCUGACGUCGGGUUAUCACACGUCGUCGAUAUCCUCACCGCCGAAACUGAGUAUGUGGACCAUGACGCUGCAGAUUGUACGGGAAGAAGGUGGAAUCCGCGCACUCUACCGUGGCAUGGUCACGACGGCUGUCGGGGUUGCACCGUACGUGGGGAUCAAUUUUGCCUCUUACGAGGCCUUGCGGGGAAUCAUCACGCCUCCCGGCAAGACAAGUGUAGUGCGCAAGCUGACGUGUGGCGCAUUGGCAGGCUCGAUAUCGCAGACCCUGACGUACCCUUUCGAUGUCGUUCGAAGGAAGAUGCAGGUCACGGGGAUGCCGUCCGCGACCAAAUAUAAUGGGGCUGUCGACGCGUUUAUUACCAUCGCCCGGACCGAGGGCCUGAAGGGGCUGUACAGAGGGCUCUGGCCUAAUCUGCUCAAGGUCGCACCGAGCAUCGCAACGUCAUUUUUCACGUAUGAGCUCGUGAAGGAGUUUCUCGGUGCAGCAUAGGCGUGCUGGCCAGAACGAAGGGUGGACACGAUUCUUGUGUUAUAGAUGGACAUUCAAACCGGACCAGAGUUAUACAUUAGCACGGAACAGCAUAGUACAUAGAUCAUGUCGGAUACCGAAUCUCAAGGCCAUCUGAUGCAGUGGGGUAUUCUGAUUCGAGGCAC